AUGUGCUACGCGAUCAAGUGCGAGGGAUUACUGCCUGCUAGAGCAUGCGGCGAGCUUUCGCUACCUAGGCGUGUUACAGCCGUCCUAGCAGCUACAGACUUAGCCCUUAGAAAUAUUCCAGACCUAAUACUCGGUUACGCUAAAGCACUAGUGAACGCAGACGCAGAUGCUUCGAGCAUGCGCGACGCGGCUAGGGAGAAGGGCGAGUACGAAGGCUACAUUAUUAAGGAUGGAACAUUGUUCCACGGCGAUGCCCUAUACAUUCCGAAAGACCACGCUUUGCGUGCGCAACUAAUGCGUAUACACCACGAUAACGCUCUCGCCGGACACUUUAGGAAGGCGAAGACGCUCGAGUUACUUCAGCGGAAGUACUACUAG
Molecule: messenger RNA, 378 nt
Organism: Ramularia collo-cygni
Lineage: Eukaryota; Fungi; Ascomycota; Dothideomycetes; Mycosphaerellales; Mycosphaerellaceae
Exons: 1
Coding region: 1-378 (125 amino acids)
Source: RefSeq, a predicted model, not a curated record